Molecule: messenger RNA, 144 nt
Organism: Plenodomus lingam JN3
Lineage: Eukaryota; Fungi; Ascomycota; Dothideomycetes; Pleosporales; Leptosphaeriaceae
Source: RefSeq, a predicted model, not a curated record
AUGACAUCCAGCACGGCAAUCAUGAAUUCUGUCAGCCUGGUGGAAAGUCUUGCGGGGGGGAAGGGAAUACUGCGCCACCUUGGUUGCUUCAUUGCAAGCACAUCUGACCGCGUCCUCCACCUCCCUGUGCCUGCGAUAGGUUGA